Molecule: messenger RNA, 222 nt
Organism: Cloeon dipterum
Lineage: Eukaryota; Metazoa; Arthropoda; Insecta; Ephemeroptera; Baetidae
Product: dolichyl-diphosphooligosaccharide--protein glycosyltransferase subunit 4
Exons: 1
Coding region: 3-113 (36 amino acids)
Cellular component (GO): oligosaccharyltransferase complex
Source: RefSeq, a predicted model, not a curated record
AAAUGAUUUCUGACGUGCAGCUGGCGAUCUUUGCCAACGUCCUGGGAGUGACAAUUUUCCUUCUCGUCAUCCUGUAUCAUUACAUCAAUGCCAACCAUGCAUUGCACCGCUGAAGCUGGAAAUUCAACAAUGAAAAUGUGUUUCUCAUAAUUUGUAUAAAUGAAUUGUAUGUUUUGCAUUCCGGUGAACCGUAAAUAAACCAUCUAAAAUGUUAUAAUACAA